This is a messenger RNA of Xiphias gladius (swordfish), 3432 nucleotides long. It is a transcript of the gene smpd2b, whose product is annotated as sphingomyelin phosphodiesterase 2b. Gene Ontology annotation, cellular component: cytoplasm. NCBI's taxonomy places the organism in Eukaryota, Metazoa, Chordata, Actinopteri, Istiophoriformes, Xiphiidae. The record is from RefSeq and is a predicted model, not a curated record. The transcript has 12 exons. The coding region runs from base 546 to 1877 and encodes 443 amino acids. Gene Ontology annotation, molecular function: sphingomyelin phosphodiesterase activity.
GACUUUUUUCCCCUAUAAAGCAGUCUCUGUUACUAUAAACCAAUUAAAUGAGAACUACACAUGUACUAAAUGAUUUCUAUCAUUGAAAUACAGACACAGCUCAAGUUUGUUUUAUUUUGAGUGGAAAAAUACAACCGGAGGUCAUAACAAUUAUUUUUAUCCCAACCGACUGUACGCCGGCAGGAAAAGCACGUAGCAAUGAAAGUGGCUAAACACCGUUAAGUUAGUGUUCGUUAUCUGAGAUGCUGACUAAACCCACCAUGUAUAUUCCUCAUAAUAAUUAACUAGGAUUACAGUAAUAGUUGGCCAGCACGCUAAGAGGAAGUGUUUCGGGUCCAAAGCCACAAUUUGACGUUACGACUCUGUACAUCAUCAAACGGUCCGUAACUUCAGCCGACGUCGGCAAGAUUCAGUAGUUACAGUUGACCAACUCUCAAAUUGCUCUCCCUUGCUGGAUCACUACCCUUUUAUUACAGUGCUGUCCCAGUCAUCUCACCUGAUCUGAGACUCCAUCAUCACAUCUACUGAUCCACUGACCUGCCAGCAUGGCAACCACAGACUCUGUGAGGGUCCGGGUCUUCUCUCUGAACUGCUGGGGGAUCCGCUACCUUAGCAAACACUGUCAUCAACGCUACGCAAUGAUUGGAGAUAUGUUGUGCAAGGAAGAGCAUGAUAUUGUCUUACUGCAAGAGGUGUGGAGUGAGAAAGACUACCUGUCCUUGAAAAAGAAACUUGCCAGUAGUCAUCUUUACUCUCAUUACUUCAAAAGCGGAGUCAUAGGAAGCGGACUGGCCAUUUUCUCCAAACACAGAAUCCAUGACACAUUUCUAUAUCGCUACUCACUGAAUGGUUAUCCAUACAUGGCCCACCAUGGAGACUGGUUUGGGGGGAAAGCCGUUGGGAUGGCCGUCUUAAGCAUUGGCAGCCUGACUGCAAAAGUCUAUGUUACUCAUCUGCAUGCAGAGUACUGCAGAGAGAAGGACUCUUAUCUACCUCACAGAGUGGUUCAGGCCUGGGAGCUGCAGCAGUUUGUUCGGCACACCUCUGCUGGAGCAGAUGUGGUGAUUUUAGGUGGCGACCUCAACAUGCACCCUCAGGACCUCGGCAACAGACUGCUGAGGUCUUACACUGGACUCCGAGACUCUUAUUUAGAAACUGAUACAUUUGAUGGGUGUGAGGAUGGGUUGACUCUAAUAGCUGACAACCCUUUUAUCAGUAAAAAGGAGCUCGUUCCCUUUGAGAAGGGAAUCCGAAUUGACUACAUCCUGUUCAAGGGUUGUCCCCAAAUAGACAUUUUCUGUGAUUCCAUGUCCACCACCAAAGGUUCCGUCCCUGACCAGCUGUUCCCAUACUCCGACCAUGAGGCUCUGACUGCUGAACUGAGGCUGGAGUCACACACUCCGCCUGAGACUGGAAGAGACAAGCUGUCAAAAAAUCAGGACUCUGCUGCAGGGAAGGUGGCUGAGUUGGUGGACAUUGUGACGGAGGCCCGUACUGAAGUCAAGGUCGGCUUGCACUGUGCAGAGAGCAUGCGCUACACAGCAACACGCACCGGAGCGAUGGGGUUGGCUCUGCUGUUCCUGGAGCUGGCCAUCGCCGCUGUACCCUGGUUGGCUCUGGGAGCCGAACAGCCUUUCCCUCGUACCUCCUUCUACCUGCUGGCUGCGCUGUGCUGCGCCAUCCUGCUGACCACCUCUCUGCUGUACGUUUUCUAUACCAUGGAGCUGAAAUCUCUUCAGGGGGCUGAAGACCAGAUGAGACUGGCUGUGGGAAGUCUGCAGGAGAAGCUCAGGGGGUUUCCUGUGGCUCAGCCUCCCAACGUCCAGCAGAAGCCCCCGGAGGGUCAGGAGCCCAGCGCCUUUGACCCAGAGGAAUAAGUGGGCUCAGUGAAAUGAAGCCUUUGAAGUGAGCUUUAAGAUGGAUGUUUGAGGGAGUCAUUGCUCCUCUGAAUGUGUUUUAUGCUCUAGAGAUGUAGAUUUGUACUGCAGAAUGAAGGAGUUAAACUAUAAUUGAAGCAAGUUUCUGAUGGUAGUGCCGGACACAAUCAUGCUUUGACAUUUUUAUACUUUUUAUAUACAGUGCUUGUCUUUAGCCUUUUAUUAUCUCUAGAUUUCCCUCUAUGCACCUCCACAAAUAUGCUUCCUGUUACACAGUAAGAUACUGCUGUGACCAUUUGCAGUUUUUAAGCCUCGCGUCUGACUUGCAUUCCACCCACCAGUAGUUUCAUCGGGACCAGUUGUUUCUGUUUUUAAUUACAUGCAUCCCUUUUGUGAUUUGAAGAGUCCAGCACACAAUCAUAGUGAGUCCAGACUGUGGUCCCCGCUGCACACAAGACACGGACACUACGAAAAGCUUGUAGGUUUACAUUUAGGUCAGAAGCAUUUUUUUUUCUCUGCACGGCGGCUCACUGAGAACUCCCAGUAGCACUUAAAUACAAGGAUCCCCAGGCACUGGUUUAGACGUCUCAGCAUAGUAUACAGUAGAGAAAGGGAUCAAAUUUUCUCUGCAUGUCUCAGGUCUCAUGUUCACUGUCUUGCCCUGGGAACUAUCGUUAUGUUAAGAGGCAACCUGCACUCCUCUUUCCCAAACUAUAGCAUUAGGAAUGCACUGAAGAUAUUCAUAAUCAUACACUGUAUAUUCUCAACUUUGAUAUAAUUUGAUCACAGCAUCUCAUACCUUUAGAAAAUCACAUCUCUAUAUAUAUCUCUAUAUCUGUAGUGUGCAGUGCACUUUGUUGACUAACCAGAUAAACCACUUCCUUUUAUGUAUGCUGGGAAAUUACUCUACGUUCCAUAUCCCAGUAAAACAGUUUUAUUAGUCAGCUGGGCCUCACAAUGACUGAUUACUUUUGAAUGUAAUUCUUGACUGUCACCUCAGUGUUAGAAAAUGACUCUGUAGUUCUUAAUUUUAUGAAGGUUCGUAGAAUUUGAGAUGAUACCUGAUGAUCAUUCCAAUUGAAAACUGUGAUGGGUAUGAUUAUGAAAGCAGUAAUAAAGACAUUAUACUCAUGCUUCUUGACAGCUGUGGCUCUGGAUAAAGGUGACAGGUCAGCAGAUGCUGGCUUCUGACCAUUUAAACUGCAGACAAUACUCACUGAUACACAACAGGGCCACGCAUGCACCACUAGAGGGUAACCUCAAUACAUGUCGACAGGUGGUUUUUCCAAAUGAAAACGGUUUCUGGUAACAAAUCACCAAACUGGCUCCUUAGCAGAAAUGAUCACAUAAUGUGACAGAGCAUGAAGGAGGAGAUGAAAGAUUCUCCAGAUCUCACUUUACAACCGGCGCAUUACACCCUCAGGGCAAGCACAGCCAUGGGUGUGGUACAGUUAAGAGUUCUAUUUUUUUUCACAGUGCAAUUAAAAGGUCUACGUGUACUUCACACCAAGUAGAAGUUUCAGGAGUCGUCGCAUUCAGUAAUACUCUCAUUUAU